CCAUUAGGUGAGCCAUCUCUAGAACCUGACAUUUCCUUUACAACGAUCUCUGUUAUUCUCUAUUGUAUACAUACCAAACUGGUACCCAUCUCACUUGGCCAACGACCCUCGGAAGCGCUGAGCAUUUCAGACAUUGGACUCAAAACAAAUCUGCAAUAUCAGAAAUAUUAGCUGAGUUUCUGACACUAUGAGAUUUAUCGUCUCAGCUUUCUUCUUCCUUGCAUUGCUUUCUUAUGCGGUUGCAUAUGAUCCCUUGGAUCCAAAUGGAAAUAUUACGCUUAAGUGGGAUGUCAUGUCUUGGACCCCAGAUGGCUACGUGGCGGUUGUAACAAUGAACAACUUCCAAAUGUACCGCCACAUCAUGAGCCCAGGCUGGAGCUUAGGAUGGACAUGGGCUAAGAAGGAAGUGAUAUGGUCCAUGGUGGGGGCUCAAGCCACUGAACAAGGAGACUGCUCCAAGUUCAAAGGAAACGUACCUCAUUGUUGCCAGAAAAAUCCCACAAUUGUGGAUCUUCUCCCUGGAGUUCCUUACAACCAGCAAUUCUCGAAUUGUUGCAAAGGCGGUGUGUUGGCAGCAUGGGGCCAAGAUCCAACAGCUGCUGUCUCAGCCUUCCAGGUGAGCGUGGGGCUAGCUGGUACUUCAAACAAGACUGUGAAACUUCCCAAGAACUUCACCCUGUUAGGUCCAGGGCCAGGGUACACCUGCGGCCCGGCAAAGGUUGUGCCUUCCACCGUUUUUCUCACAUCAGACCGCCGCCGCAAGACUCAGGCACUCAUGACAUGGAACGUGACCUGCACUUAUUCGCAGUUUCUUGCCAGGAAAAACCCGAGUUGUUGUGUUUCUUUCUCAUCCUUCUACAAUGAAACAAUCACUCCUUGCCCCACUUGUGCUUGUGGUUGCCAGAACAAGCACAACUGUGUCAAAAGCAACUCCAAAAUUCUUCAAGUGAAGGGAAUAAACACGCCGAGGAAAGACAACUCUCCGCUGCUGCAGUGCACACACCACAUGUGCCCCAUCCGCGUGCACUGGCAUGUGAAACUCAACUAUAAAGACUAUUGGCGUGUGAAGAUUGCCGUUACAAACUUUAACUAUAGGAUGAAUCACACACUCUGGAGUCUCGUUGUACAGCAUCCAAAUCUUAAUAACGUGACACAAGUUUUCAGCUUUGACUACAAGCCUCUUCUUCCCUAUGAGUCCAUAAAUGACACGGGUAUGUUUUACGGCAUGAAAUUCUAUAAUGAUUUGCUUAUGGAAGCUGGUCCAUUAGGGAAUAUUCAAUCGGAGUUGCUUCUUCGAAAAGACAAGAACACUUUCACCUUGAAGCAGGGAUGGGCAUUUCCUCGCAAAGUCUACUUCAAUGGCGAUGAGUGCAUGCUGCCCCCACCUGAUACAUAUCCAUUUUUACCGAGUUCUGCCCCCAAUAACCUAUUUGCUUUGUCAACAUUGAUUUGUUCAUUGCUUUUCCUGUUGAUAUCUCUCUGGUGAUGGAUCACCUAGACUCUGGAAAUGUGCAGUAUCUAAAAUUUUGAAGCUAAGGGAUACUUUGACACAGACAAAAGUGAGCAAACGUUUAAAAGAUUCAACAUUUUAAAAGGACCAAACUGGUGGAACUUGUGCAAAGAAAAACUUAAUAUGACUCCGGGAUGGUAUUUGUAAUUUGAUUGCAAUAUUGCAUUGUGAUAUAUACAAGUCUUUGCCUA
Carya illinoinensis is the source of this 1701-nucleotide messenger RNA. Its product is annotated as COBRA-like protein 4. The record is from RefSeq and is a predicted model, not a curated record. Bases 188 to 1486 code for a protein of 432 amino acids. Gene Ontology annotation, cellular component: plasma membrane. Gene Ontology annotation, biological process: cellulose microfibril organization; plant-type cell wall cellulose biosynthetic process. Lineage: Eukaryota; Viridiplantae; Streptophyta; Magnoliopsida; Fagales; Juglandaceae. The transcript has 6 exons.